This is a messenger RNA of Salarias fasciatus (jewelled blenny), 882 nucleotides long. Its product is annotated as ras-related C3 botulinum toxin substrate 3. Gene Ontology annotation, molecular function: GTPase activity; GTP binding. NCBI's taxonomy places the organism in Eukaryota, Metazoa, Chordata, Actinopteri, Blenniiformes, Blenniidae. Bases 164 to 817 code for a protein of 217 amino acids. The transcript has 5 exons. Gene Ontology annotation, biological process: small GTPase-mediated signal transduction. The record is from RefSeq and is a predicted model, not a curated record.
CGGCUCUUUCCGGAGCGCCUCGGCCCUUUCCGUCAUCAGCGCCUUUCACUGCGGCUCCAUCGAGCGGACUGGCCCGCUGCUCUCAUCCGAGACCUCCGUGCACCCUGUCGGAUCCCUUCCAUCCCGCCCGCCGGCUCCCCGGAAGCCUCCAGCGUCCGUACAAAUGCAAGCUAUAAAAUGUGUGGUGGUCGGCGACGGGGCUGUGGGUAAGACCUGUCUACUGAUCAGCUACACCACCAAUGCCUUCCCGGGUGAAUACAUCCCCACUGUCUUCGACAACUACUCUGCCAAUGUGAUGGUGGACGGGAAACCGGUCAACCUGGGACUGUGGGACACCGCAGGACAGGAGGACUACGACCGGCUGAGACCACUGUCCUACCCACAGACGGUACCGCACACUGACACACACACACACACACACACUGGCAGCUGGUGCGCUCACCCUGUGUCUGGUUCUCUCCAGGAUGUGUUCUUGAUAUGCUUCUCCCUGGUCAGUCCCGCCUCCUUUGAGAACGUCCGAGCCAAGUGGUACCCUGAGGUGCGACACCACUGCCCCAACACGCCCAUCAUCCUGGUGGGAACCAAGCUGGACCUGCGAGACGACAAGGACACCAUCGAGAGGCUGCGGGACAAGAAGCUGUCCCCCAUCACCUACCCCCAGGGCCUGGCCAUGGCCAGGGAGAUAGGUGCGGUGAAGUACCUGGAGUGCUCGGCGCUGACCCAGCGGGGCCUGAAGACGGUAUUCGACGAGGCCAUCCGGGCCGUGCUGUGCCCCCCGCCCGUGAAGAAGAGGGGCAAGAGGUGCACCAUGUUCUGAGGGGAGGGGGGGCGCACGGCUUUCCACUGCACCACAUCACCAUGAACAACUACCACUACUUCUCU